This is a messenger RNA of Ilex paraguariensis (yerba mate), 1739 nucleotides long. The record is from the annotation of a GenBank genome assembly. NCBI's taxonomy places the organism in Eukaryota, Viridiplantae, Streptophyta, Magnoliopsida, Aquifoliales, Aquifoliaceae.
AGAUAUAGCACAUCAAAGAAGUGAGUUUGAGAGAGAGGAGUGGAUCGACAUGAGAGGGCCAUACCCACAGCCACCAACAUCAGUCACCCUUCUACCAGAAGACGGUGACGAUGGCCUCAAAACCACCACCCCCGCCACCACAACCGCCGUCACCGGACUCCGUAAAAAGGCGACGGGAGUCCGUCCCUGGCUUUCCCUAGACUCCACCGGCCAAACUCAGGUGGUGGAGGCAGGCAAGCACGCCAUCAUGCGGCGCACGGGCCUUCCGGCCCGCGACCUCCGCAUUCUGGACCCACUCCUCUCUUACCCCUCCACAAUUCUUGGCCGUGAACGGGCCAUCGUCAUCAAUCUCGAGCACAUUAAGGCCAUCAUUACCGCCCAUGAAGUCCUCUUACUCAAUUCCAGAGACCCUUCUGUCAUACCUUUCGUUGAGGAGCUUCAACGGAGAAUCUUGCGCCACCACCACGCCACCAAAGCUCAGGAGGGAGGGGUGAAUGGAAAUGAUACAAACUGGGCGAAUUUGUAUGAUGGGGAAGAGCCAAAAUCAGGGGCAGUUGGCCCUCGAAAAUUUUCCGGCGGCUUCCCGGAGAAGAGAGAGGAGGGUAAGGCAGAUGUAAAACAAACACUGGAAAAUCGAGAUGGGCUGAAGCUUCUUCCCUUUGAGUUUGUUGCAUUGGAGGCGUGUCUUGAGGCUGCUUGCAGUUCCUUGGACAAUGAAGCAAGGACAUUGGAGCAAGAAGCUCAUCCGGCCCUGGAUAAGCUGACUUCAAAAAUCAGUACUCUCAAUUUGGAACGCGUUCGUCAGAUAAAAAGCCGAUUAGUUGCUAUAACCGGACAUGUGCAAAAGGUCAGGGACGAGUUAGAGCAUUUGCUAGAUGAUGAUGAGGAUAUGGCUGAGAUGUAUCUGACUGAGAAGCUUGUGCAACAACAUAUUGAAAAUUCUUCUCUUUCUUCUAUAAAUGAUCAAGAUGGCAUGGAUGAUGAAGUACUUCAGUCAGACAUGGAUGGCAGAGUUCCUGCUGAAAUCUCGUUGGAAAGUAAUGGGGGUGCCAUCAUUUCUGAAGGUGAUUUUCAACAUAUUGACAACCAUCAGGAACUGCUAUUUGGCGCACACAGUGUAAUUAGUAGAGACAUCCAUGGGCCACAUACAAGUACCACACGUAGUGCUAUAAGCAAGCAACUUGAUGUGGAGGAGCUUGAAAUGCUCUUGGAGGCAUAUUUUGUUCAGAUUGAUGGUACCCUGAAUAACCUAUCCACUCUGAGGGAGUAUGUUGAUGACACAGAAGACUACAUCAACAUCAUGCUGGAUGACAAACAGAACCAUCUCUUGCAAAUGGGGGUCAUGUUAACAACAGCAACCCUGGUGGUGAGUGCAUUUGUUGUUGUAGCAGGCAUUUUUGGUAUGAAUAUCAAGGUUGAUCUGUUCAAAGAAGAAAAGGCUGGGAUGCAAGAGUUCCUCUGGACUGUUGGCGGCGGUGCCACUGGAAGCAUUUUCUUAUAUGUGAUUGCAAUUUCCUGGUGUAAGCACAAAAGAUUGCUGGAUUGACUAUAUGCCAUGUAAUCUAGUGCCUGUUAGUUGUUAUAUAUUGUUUUGUUUUUUAUGUACUCAAUAAAGAAAGUUGAUUUUAGACAAUUAAACCUGUAAUUAUUUGUAGAUUUAAGAUGCAGUUUAUUUUCUCCUAGCACUUCUUCCUCCAAGAUGAAGGUGUAAAAAAAUUGCUAUGCAAUUAGGUAUCUCC